Molecule: messenger RNA, 1164 nt
Organism: Cavenderia fasciculata
Lineage: Eukaryota; Evosea; Eumycetozoa; Acytosteliales; Cavenderiaceae
Gene: atp5O
Product: mitochondrial F1 complex ATP synthase
Exons: 6
Coding region: 1-1164 (387 amino acids)
Biological process (GO): proton motive force-driven mitochondrial ATP synthesis
Molecular function (GO): proton-transporting ATP synthase activity, rotational mechanism
Source: RefSeq, a predicted model, not a curated record
AUGUAUUCGGUUAGGUUUGGUGCUGCAAAGAAAUCCAACAAUUUUACAACUCAACCAAACUAUUUAACUAAAAAAGGUGAUAAUUGUAGAAUAUCCUUAUUUGAUGCAGAUCAUUAUAUCAAAAUGUUUUCUCGUUUCGUUGUUAGAUCUACUCGUUUUGUUAAGACUGCUCAAUCUAAUGGCAGUCAAGUAGCCGUUGCUUCUUAUUCAACUGGUGCCAAGAAGACCACUCCACCACCACCACAACAAAAUAAGACUGCUGCUGCUGCUGCUGCUCCAGCUGCCGCUGCUCCAAAGGUCACUGAGGAAUUUGAUUCCCAAUUAGAGUCAUUGGACUGGGAUGCUGAUCUCACUGCCGAGGAAAUCAAGUCCUUCCACGAAGAAAGACAAGGUGCCAAGAAGAAUUACAAGCAAGCAAUGGAACAAUUAUUCCAAAACGCUGACAAGACAUCAACCAUCAGCUCACCAAAAUUCGAAGUCAAGCCAGCUCUCAUCAUCACCACCCCAGCCGGUAAGAUUGCCCAUGCUCUCUUUAGCACUGCCUCACAAGCCCGUAGUCUUGGUAUCGUCCAAAAGGAUGUUGAACUUUUGCUCACCUCCUUUAGCACCAUCCCAUCAUUCAAGAGCAUCAUCGAAAGUGACGUCGAUGCCUCUGAGAAGCAAACCCUCCUCGAUCUCUUUAGUUCUGCCAUCAAGGUCACCCCAAUCUCAGAGUUCUUCCUCUACUACAUGACCAAUGAAAAGUUGUUCAACCUCAUCGUCCCAGCCCUCAAGGACUUUAUUCGUUUAUACAACUCUUUAUCAUCUGAAAUGAUCAUUAGAUUGACUGUUGCUCAUAACUACAAUGAAAAGGAAAAGCAAACUCUUCAACAACAAGUUGCUGCCUAUUUCUCACCAGAUUCAACUCUCAAGUUUAUUUAUACUGUUGAUGAAUCGAUCAAGGGUGGUUACAAGAUUGAAUCGCCAUUCCUUAAUCACGAUGCCAGUUUGUUUGCUGCCACUGAUAAGGCUCAAAAGGAAGAAAGAGUUGUCAUGUCUGGUUUCUUUAACGAAUUAAAGGGUGCUGUCACCUCUGAUAAGGCUGUCUGGGAAUCAAAGGAGUUCCAAGAAAAAUACUUAUCAUUUGACGCAAAGGCCUACGAAGAAUCCAUUGAAAAGAAUUAA